Molecule: messenger RNA, 2315 nt
Organism: Cladophialophora immunda
Lineage: Eukaryota; Fungi; Ascomycota; Eurotiomycetes; Chaetothyriales; Herpotrichiellaceae
Exons: 4
Coding region: 116-1729 (537 amino acids)
Biological process (GO): amino acid transmembrane transport
Cellular component (GO): endoplasmic reticulum
Molecular function (GO): amino acid transmembrane transporter activity
Source: RefSeq, a predicted model, not a curated record
GGCUGCGUAUGCCUCGCAACACUGAAGGAUGACAGCUGGUCCGCUUUACUCUCCCAAGAGCCACUCGUCAACAUUCUUUGGAAUUGGCCGGCGGGCGAGAUGAAAUUCGUGCGAGAUGACCGCAGAUGACGAAGAUUCUAAUGGAUCUGUUCAAGACCUCGCCAACGGCAAGCUCGAGGGCUACAGGCAUCUCCUCGCAUCUGCAGAGCAUACGCCAAAUGGGAGUGCAGGCUCUCCGACCGGCUCAGUCAACAAUGACACUCGACCCCCCUCGCUGAGGCAGUCCUCCCUCUCCCAUCCUCGCCCCGAUGGCACCCCCCGAACGACGAACCGAGUGCGGUUCGAUAUCGAAGAGCCCCCGAGUACGCAAGUCCCAGAAGAAUGGGUUGACGACGAGGACUACCUCACUUCUCCCAGCCAGCACGCACCCCUUUUGACAGACAUUACUCCCCCGGCUCAGUCUCCCUUUCUCUCCGAAUCCUUCCAACCAGAGGACCAUCUACCGGACGCAAGACCUAAGAGUGGGAUGCGCAGUGCGUUUAUGAACAUGGCGAAUUCAAUCAUUGGUGCCGGGAUUAUUGGUCAGCCAUAUGCUUUUCGACAAGCUGGCAUGACCAUGGGAAUCAUACUGCUGGUGGUUCUAACAGUCACCGUCGACUGGACAAUCCGUCUGAUCGUGAUCAACAGCAAACUUUCAGGAGCCGACUCCUUUCAGGCCACCAUGCAGCAUUGCUUUGGGUCCAGUGGGCUGGUUGCCAUUUCGGUCGCACAGUGGGCGUUUGCAUUUGGCGGGAUGAUAGCGUUUUGUAUCAUUGUCGGCGAUACUAUUCCGCACGUUAUCGAAGCAUUGAUCCCCGGACUGAGGGACGUCCCAUUUCUAUGGCUGCUGACCGACCGGAGAGCUGUCAUUGUCCUUUUUAUUCUGGGUAUCAGCUGGCCAUUGAGUCUGUACAGGGAUAUCGCAAAGCUCGCAAAGGCAUCUACAUUGGCGUUGAUCAGCAUGCUGAUCAUCAUUGUGACAGUCGUCACUCAGGGAGCCAUUGUCGAUUCAGAACUACGGGGGAAUCUGUCAGGCCUGCUCUUCAUCAAUGACGGAUUCUUUCAGGCCGUUGGAGUCAUUUCAUUUGCUUUCGUCUGCCACCAUAAUUCCCUGCUGAUCUACGGUUCUCUCAAAACACCUACUUUAGACCGAUUCUCGACCGUGACCCAUUACAGCACCUUCAUCUCCCUGAUUGCCUGCCUUGUCAUGGCUCUGGCAGGCUUCCUCACGUUCGGUGACAAGACCAAGGGCAACGUCCUGAACAAUUUCCCGUCACAGGGUCAUGUGGUGGUCCAGAUCGCUCGAUUGUGCUUUGGGCUCAACAUGCUCACCACUCUUCCUCUUGAGUGUUUUGUCUGCAGAGAGGUCAUGAACAACUACUGGUUCCCCGAAGAACCCUAUCAGCCCAACCGGCAUUUGAUCUUCAGCAGCGCCCUGGUAGUCAGCGCCAUGUCGAUCAGCCUGAUCACGUGCGACCUUGGAGCCGUUUUCGAGCUGAUCGGAGCGACCAGUGCGUGUGCACUGGCAUAUAUUUUACCGCCAUUGUGUUAUAUCAAGCUCAGUACUAGAAGCUGGAAGACAAUACCAGCAGUGGCAUGUAUUGUAUUUGGAUUUGCUGUUAUGACUGUGAGUUUGGUGCUGGCUAUGAAGAAGAUUAUCAAAAACGAAGGCGAGCCCCAUCAAUGCUAGAUCGAUAGAUAUGAGGAAGACAGGCAUAAUUUCUGAGCCAAGUUCCACCUACCCUGUCCCAUGCAAACACUAGAAUGAGUAAUUUGCCGGAUCCUUUCCUUGCACUCACCACAGCCGAAAUGGGCACUCCUUUAAAAUCCUUGGCGCAGUCUCGCAUCUUCGAUAUCAUCAUGCCCCCGAAACGCAAUAGAGUCUGGACCAGAAUGCGAAGUCAAGACAGCAGUCGGCCCCGAGGCUGAUGUAGAUGCGAUGUUCGAUACUACUGUCGAAAAGGGGGUCAUGGCUAUGGAGCGCUGUACUCGGUCAUGUACAUUUGCAGGUGGCCUUGGACCUUCAUGUCGCCAAGCGUACCAAGAGCAUAGACAUGGGACCCCUUUGGUUGUCGCUAGCAGUCGACGACGAGGGGACUCGCGCCGGACUCUCCUUGGUAUCAAUUUCCCCAAGUACAUGCCCCUGAGGAUCUUUUACAAUGUGAAUUGGCAUCGUGAAUUUCGUGAAAUUGGAUGGUGAACGCCUUCGUGACGAUCAGAGUGUAUAUAGGUCCGCUAUAGGGGGAAGAAUUGUUCUCGUGAACACUGAAUACAGA